This is a messenger RNA of Mucor mucedo, 911 nucleotides long. Its product is annotated as SWIB/MDM2 domain-containing protein. The record is from RefSeq and is a predicted model, not a curated record. The transcript has 3 exons. Lineage: Eukaryota; Fungi; Mucoromycota; Mucoromycetes; Mucorales; Mucoraceae. Gene Ontology annotation, cellular component: nucleus. The coding region runs from base 120 to 803 and encodes 227 amino acids.
UCGGGUGCAUCAAGCCCGUUCGACAGACAUCGGUGAUUUAAAAAAAAAAGUUUAAAUAAUUCUGUUAAAGGAGGUUUUUUUUCAUUUCUUUGUCUCUCAUUAUUUUCAACAAUUUAGAAAUGGCACAACAAUACAAGAGCAAGAUUGAAGACAUUUUAAAAAAGUCUGAUCUUUCUUGCAUCACGACAAAGAGUGUUCGUCGUGAACUAGAGUCUCAAGCCGGUGUUUCAUUAACUCCCAUCAAGAAGGAAGUCAAUAAGCUUAUUGAAGAAACUUUUUUGGACUUUCAAGAAGCACAGACCGUAAAAGACGAACCCGUCGCCAUUAAACAAACAGCUAAACAAAAAGCUGACAUGGUUGUGGCCAAAAAAGUCAUUCCAAAGGCACCAGGUAACAAGGUCACAAAAAAGGUCUCCUCCACCACCACCACCGUAACUAAAACCACCAAGAAAAAGCCCGUGCUCACCGAAGAAGAAAAGAAACAGAAAGCUCUGAACCAGACUGUCUACAAGAUUAUUCCUCCUCUCAGUGACAUUAUCGGCACAGAAGUGUGCUCCCGUUUUCGUACCGUCAAAAAGAUUUGGUCAUACAUUCGUAAACACAAUUUACAAGUACCCACAGACAAGCGAAAGAUUAAUUGUGAUGAGAACCUAAAGAAAUUAACAGGCUUGGAUCAAGUCACGGGUUUCAGUAUCAACAAGUAUACCCAGAAAUGCUUCGUGCCUAUUCCCAAGGAAGAUCAACCAAAAUACAAGCAGAUCUUUAAGGAACAAGAAGAGGCCUUAGACGAGGAUUCUUCAUAAAAUCUAUCACCUACUAGAAAACACCUGGAUAUAGAUGUGUCUAUGUACACACUUUUCUAUUUUUUGCUAUCUAAUAUUAAAGAUAAUAUCGCUGCUCUUUUUUUUUAC